CUACCCUGCCAUGCCAACUCCCGCCAUAUGGCACGCUCUCUGCCCAUCUAGUCCCUAGAACCAUUCUGGAAAGAAGCUGAUUGGGUGGUUAGAGGGACUAGGUGGGUAACGUGCCGUGCCUUCCACACCGCACGCUGCGGAUCAGCCGUCACUCGCCUCUCGCCUGCUGCGUGUUGCAUUUCUUGGGCCUGUAGAAUUGCUACAGAUCCCCUGAUUAGUCACCCAGCGACAGAGAGCGGGUACUCUAAGCGGCGCCAGCACUGGCAGAUUCUAGCAUCUGAUCGCGUCUUUGAACGCUCUCUCUCUUCUACGGAACCAAAUUAACGAUUCCCAGUUUCGAAUUACGCUCUCCUUCGCUUUCUUGGUAACAAGGUUUCCCGGUUUCAACAUUUCCAGGCUGCCAGCAGUCUACCACCAUGACCCCGACCGCCACCGUCGCCGCCAGUUCCGCCGCCACUCCCGCAGCUUCCUUCUCUCCCACCGCCUCCACGUCAGCUGCAGCUAGCAACCAAUCAUCUGCCGCGAUUUUUCAAUCAAACUCGCCUGUGGCCUCGCAGGGGGCGGAACGCGAAGGCAGGGCUGGCGACGUCGCAGGCUGUGCGUGCGACGUCGCACGGAGCGACGACGUCACUGCUGCACGGGGAUUGCCGCUGCCAGUGCCCGGAUCCGCCUGCAUAAAUUCUGGCACUGCUGCUACCGGUGCCGGUGCCCUGGGUGCUGACGCCAUUAGGUCAAACCCUAACGCCUCGGCGGUACACUUGCCGGCCGCGGCAGGCGCACUACUACCGGUUUCCAGUGGCGGAGUUGGCACGGGGGCAAGCAGCAGCAGCGAUGGGAGAAGUGCGAGGAGCGCAGGGAGUGCAAGGAAGCCCGAGGGCGAUCUAGGGUUGCGGGAGAAGGCGCUGGCGGCGGGCGCAGCAGCCGUCUUGUCGGCCGUUAUCAUGAACCCGCUGGACGUUGUUAAGACGCGGCUGCAGGCGCAAACAGCAACUGCUUCCUCGCACGCCCCACCUCCUCCUCCCCUCUCAUCCUCUCCUACCGUUUCAAUCACAUCCCGCGCGCUCGCCUCUACAGUCACAUCUGCUUCAGCCUCUGCUACUACAGCUUCUGCUUCAGCCACGGCCUGCUGCCGCCCUGCCGCCUUCUGCUCGCGCCACCCAGCCUUUCACCCGGCUGUAGCCGCUACAGCCGCCUCUGCCCCAUCUGCUGCCGCCUUCUGCUCCCACCACCGCGCCCUCUUCCCCUCUGCUGCCUUCCCGGCUGUAGCGGCUACAGGCGCUUCCGUUCCCCCUGCCGCCGCUGCGCUGCUGGCGCGAGGGGGGCAGAUGCAUGGGCAUGGGGAUGUGCGGCGGGCAGCCAUGUCCGUCUGCUGUGAUGCCAUGGGGGUGUAUGGGCAAGGGGGAGCGGUUGGGAGUAGCAACCAUGGGUAUACACAUGGGCAUACACAUGGGCAUGCACAUGGGCAUGGGAAAGGGAAUGUGGCCCAUUUAUUGGAGCAUCAUCACCACCACCCCCAUCCCCAGCACCACCCGUACCGCAACACAUGGGACGUGUUCACCCGCAUAGUGCGCGAAGAGGGCGCCCUGCGCCUCUGGCGCGGCACGGGCGCGUCUCUCCUCAUGGCCGUCCCGACAGUUGGGAUCUACCUGCCAGUCUAUGACACGCUCAAGCUCGAGCUUGCGACCGUCACGAUCAACGGCCGAGAUCGUCUCGUCCUGGAGGCGUACGCGCCGCUGAUUGCGGGGUCGGUGGCGCGUGCGCUGGCGUGUGUGAGCUGCGCGCCGCUGGAGCUGGCGAGAACACGCAUGCAGGCACAGAGAACCGUAGGGCCGCUUGGGUCGGUAGGGUUGGGGGUGGGAGCGAGAGGAGGAGUGGGAGGGGGAGUGGGAGGGUCGAGGCCAGGCACGCUCGCCACCCUGCGGACGAUUCUGCAGCCGCACUCACACUCGGGCGCGCAGGGGCUGCGAGCUCUGUGGACAGGUGUCGACGCGCAAUUGGCCCGCGAUGUGCCGUUCUCAGCCAUCUGCUGGGGCCUGCUGGAACCCACCCGGCGAUACCUGCUCAGCCGCUAUGCUGACCGGUGGGAAGAGAAACAGCUGCGGAUUGAGGGUGGCUAUGGUGCUGGUGCGAGUGCUGGUGCUUAUGUACCUGCUCUUACCGGUGCAGCAGAUGAGGCUCGUCAGCUGCCGCUGCUGCAGGUGGUGGGGGCGAAUUUCGGUGCGGCGAUGGUGGCAGGGAGUGUGGCAGCAGCAGCGACACACCCGCUGGAUGUGGCCAAGACCAGGAGGCAGAUCCAAGUGACGGGCGCUCAGCUGAACACCGCACAGACACUGCAAAAUCUGUGGAGGGAGGGAGGGAUGCGAGCAUUGUUUGCUGGAGCAGGCCCACGGAUACUGAGGGCUGGCCCUUCUUGUGGCAUAGUAGUGACCUUUUAUGAGGUGAUGAAGCAUUUGCUUAAUUAGAGGGAAUGGUAAUUCAUUGACGUGUCCCCAUUUUUGCUCAUCUUCGAUUGCAAGUCGUACAUGAUUCAUUGAACGUGUGGCGCAUUGAAGUGUAGUGCAUUGGUGUUUGGGGUAGAGCAUCAGUUCGUUACUGUACCUUGUCAUUAUGCAAGUUUUCGGAGGUUUUUUCUGGACCCCC
Messenger RNA from Closterium sp. NIES-67, 2640 nucleotides. The record is from the annotation of a GenBank genome assembly. NCBI's taxonomy places the organism in Eukaryota, Viridiplantae, Streptophyta, Zygnematophyceae, Desmidiales, Closteriaceae.